Messenger RNA from Strongylus vulgaris, 546 nucleotides. The record is from the annotation of a GenBank genome assembly. Lineage: Eukaryota; Metazoa; Nematoda; Chromadorea; Rhabditida; Strongylidae.
AUGAUUGAAUUCGCAGAAAGGCAGAGAAAGCAGAUUGAAGCGAAUCGCCGAGAAGUGGACCGACGACAAGCUAUGCUAGCCCAAGGUGGAACCGAUGCUUUACAUAAAAUUAAAUUGAUACGCAGAGAUCUUGCUGAGGAGGAGUUGGAGCUGAAAAGACUUUCCGAGCUGGAAUAUGAGAGUCAAAAUCUGGCAAAGAAGAACAGUGAGAAAGAAAUUGAGCUGAGCCAUCUUAGUGCAGAAUUGCAUGAACAGCAAAACGUUCUUCGCAUCGCAGCUGGAAGAGUGGAGAUUCUGCGGCGACAGAUUGACGAGCUUUACCGAAGACGACAAGCUGCAGCUGCGGCUGCUUUGUCUGAGCACAGAAAAAUGCAGCAGCUGGCUCACCGUGUCCAGGAAACAAAUCGGACUGCUACCAUUUCCGAACGUCCCAGAGCCUCAGUUGAACCAUUCCAAGUGAACACUCCGGUGCGAAGUGCUGCUGAAGCUGAAAAAGAUAGUAAGAGCGAGAAGUACACCGUGAUCGACGUAUCCUUAGACAGGUAG